This is a messenger RNA of Endocarpon pusillum Z07020, 1761 nucleotides long. RefSeq lists its product as uncharacterized. The transcript has a single exon. Bases 1 to 1761 code for a protein of 586 amino acids. Lineage: Eukaryota; Fungi; Ascomycota; Eurotiomycetes; Verrucariales; Verrucariaceae. The record is from RefSeq and is a predicted model, not a curated record.
AUGCCACCAUUGAAUGAAUUCAGUCGCUACGAUGUGGGUGUGGCAGACUUUGCUUUCGAGUUUCAAGAGCUCCACAUAGACAGCUUUCCACAUCUGCAAGGAAUCGCCCCUGAGAUCCGACAGGAGAUUCUUCGUUAUCUGCUGAAUGUCGAGCGCUGUCGUGUUGAGACCGAGAAUCAGGACUGGGUUCACGGCUACCAGCGAACGGGUGAAAAGGCGAAUGUUUCGUCGGGACGGCCACUAGAGGGACGCGCACUACAAAGCUGGCUAUUCAACGAGUCGCAAAGUCUCUCCAACGAGCUCUCCUCUAUCAGAGGCUCAAGUCCUUGGGUUGUCAAACUCGACCUACAUCCAGCGAUCUUGAACGUCAACAAGCAGUUCUUGGUAGAAGGUAUGAAUCUCAUUGCAAGUGAGAAUAUCUUCAUCCGAAUUCGCAGCGACAUCCCCAACUACAAUGUUCAUCUCCGAAAAUUUGGCCUGCCAGUUUUCACCUACCACAAACGACCCUACCCAGAGAUGUGUCGGUACGAAAGUAUGAUGAAAGCCUCGGGGAUAGGAUCUCAAUCCUUCAGAGUCAUGAUCGAGAUCGACAUGCGAACCGACCAGACCAACCUUCUUUCCAAAUUGAAACACUUCUACCUGAUCCCAUUCAAGGACAUCGAUCAAGUCAUCCGAGCUCUGUACCUAACAAAGGGACGCGAAGAAGCAUGGUUCCGGUUCAGUAUCAACCUCAAACACGUCCCGGACCCCAUGAAAUCCUCCAUCGACAUACAAGUCACACAGUGGAUGUCAAAUUUCCGUCCCGUCGGCUCAAUCUCCAUCAUCAUACCAGCGGAGGGUUUCGAAAGUUUUCCCAUAACAGAUCUUCUUACCCAACCAUUCAACAUCUGGGAAUUCGUGAUUGCGGUCCAGAAAAUCACAGGAUUCACUCAAACCAGCAAAGCUCCUCUACCCGCACGACCCAAACCCUCCGGGCCCGAAGACAGAUAUAAAUCGUUAACGCAGCUUUCUCAACUCUCCGCGAUCUUCACCCAGAACCACGAUCUGUUGAAACGCUCUCAUCGAGAAGCGGUUGAGUUGCUAGCGACACUAGCUUCAGCACCCCUUUACACGCUCCUGCAGCUCGAAUACGCCGCCGUCAAGGCCUCAGCCCCUGACAACGAGAACAACAAUGCCAGCAACGACCGUGUCAUGUCAAAAUGGCAUCUUACCAUUCUCCCUCUCUCCACGCUCCUGGCUUCUCUUCCACCCCUCUUUCGCGGUCAACGGCUCCAGUCCCUCCACAUCCAUAUCCACGUCCUCGCCGCCCUCGGCCACGAACGCCGUACUUCAGCAAUAACGUUCGAACUGCUUGUCACGCUGCGCAUGCGCAUCCUGGAACACAGUCUAAGCCAAAAGGAGGGUCCUGGUGCCGAGGCUGAGGAUGAUUCAGGAUUAGUGGUUAGGAGUAAUGGGUGUGGGUUGAGCAAGAAGACUAGGGCGCUCGUUGGGGUCACGAAAUAUGCGCUUGAGAGGGGCUUUGUGGAAGAGGCUGGGUGGGGUGAGGUUUGGAUGAUGGGGCUCUGGCAGGAUCUGUGUAGGGAUGGGUGGCUAGUUGUGCAGGAGAUGGAUUGUGGCGGAAAGGGUAAGGGUAUGGAUGACGGGAGUAGUGCUGCUGGUGAUGGUGGUGACAAGAAGGUCGGAGAGACAGAAGGAGGAAAGAAGGUGAGCGUGGGCUUGGAGGAUAUCUGGAAGCUGAAGUGGGGUGGGAGAUUCGCUUGA